UUUUUUUUUUAAGGCGCAUAACAAUUUGACACCUGCAUGUCGCACGUCUACGGUCUCUUCAAUCGUUCCAAUAUCAUUAGUAGAUCAGUCAAUUCUGAAGGAAAGUACAACAUUUAGUAUACACUCUAUGAUAUAUGACUAUUGGUCUAAGCGCUACCCAUUACUUUAUUCAUUAUCGUUGAAGUCUCGAUAAUUGCACUAUUCAAGAUCCAUUAGACGACAUUGUAAGAGCUGCAAUAAAUGCACUUAACUCGAUAAGUCGUAUCGCACUUAAAUAUAGAGUAGCGAGCGGGACAAGUGCCUUGUGAAUGUAACCUAACAAUCUAAUAAUUAAAACGUAGAAGGAACAUUAGGAGCCAAUCCUGAUUUCUCAAAUCUAUCUUUUGAAUGCUCGGAGUUUACUCAGAUGUUCUGUUGUUUUUAUGAAAAAAAAGAUAAAACUUUGCAAAAUAUGGUUCUACAGAUACGAGAGCAUUACGUGGUAUACUAACUGGCAAAUAUUUAACUUUUAAAGCAUUCGUAUUCUUUACAAGCAGACAUCAGCUCCUAAAGUCUUUUCUUCACGAUUGCGGAACCUCUAAAUCCGUUAUCACUGGCAUUGUCAUCAACGUCAUCGUCUACGUUUCGUAAUUUUAAACCGCUGCUCGACGCACACGUGCUGCCCUCCGUUACCAUGGUAACGCGUAUGGAUAUACGUACACAACAACGUGCCCUGCAGUCUUGCGACGCCUCGACUGGCCUCGACGCCUGGACGCCUGGACGCUUCGACUGACGCCUUUCCACCGGCGGAAGAUGCACGUCCAUAAGGUGCUACCCGAUCCUUUCGUACUUAUUGGAUACUACUGGCUUCCGAUUGCAGUCUAAUUCGCCUGGACGCCAUGUCUUACUUCUAUGGUUCGGCUGCUACGAAUUUUCACAGUCGUCUGGAGGCCGAGAGACGCAGCAGAAAUAGACGAAAGCACAGUAGAGACAGAAAUGAGAGAAAGGUCAGUAGCAAGGAUCUGGAACCAGUUCACGGUACCAGACAUCGACGUAAGCACAUAUCCAAAAGCCGCUACACCAUGACGAACGAGAAUCCACCGGGAGUCCAGGUCGGCUGUGGCCAGGAAAUUAAGAGCCACUGUCACACUGAGAAGGUGGACGUUCGGGAGAAGGAGGUAUCGACUGGGAAGCUGGAGAGAUCACUGGGUGAUUCAGCAGGUAGCAGCGAUGAGAAAAAGGAGAAGGAUAUUAUUUUGUCAAAGGUGCGGAGCAAGUACCGUAAGCUGGAAAGGAACUGUCAGGAGGUCAAGGCAGAACGUGAUAGAUUGGCCGUCCUGUUAGAGGAACGCGAGGGUCAGUUCAGACAGUUGCACUUGCACCAUGAGGAUUUAACGGAAAUGGCAGAGAGAGUAGAAUUCGAGCGAAGAAACGUGCUGGAGUUAAAUGCUAAAUUGAGAGCAGAGAACGCUCAGCUGAACGAGGACGUGAUGCUCUUGAAGAGUUUGGUUUAUCACCUGAACGUCGAGCUAGAAAGAUACCAGGACAAGCUGCGAAUGAGUAACCAGGCUGUUCAGCCUGAAAGUGUGAUCGACACUAUGGAAGGCAUAGACAGUGGUACGGAGGAUAAAAAAGUGUCUGGGUCCUGGGAGAGAGUCGAUCUUCACGCCCUGGGUCCGCUUUUGGAGGCUUAUCGUGAGAACCUGGGGGAGAAAGAGAGACUCCUCAGAGUCUAUACCGAGGAGAUGGAUAGAUUUAGCGGAAGGUCCAAGGAAGUUGUUGCUGAGAACGAAUGUCUUCAUGCUGAGAUAGAAGAUUUACGUUUGAAGUGCAAUAAUCUCGAGGAGGACGGAAGACUCAUUGAGAAGGAGUCCAGCGCCAUCAAGGAGGAGAAGGAGCUGCUGGUGAAGCAGGCGUCUCUUCAGAGGCAGAAGCUUCAGGAGUUGCACGCAGUCUAUGAGCGUAAAGUGGAAUCCAUGUCUGAGGAUAAUAACAAGCUUCACAAGGAGUAUCUCGGCUGUAAAACGGAAUUGAGUAAUCUGCAGGGGAAGUAUGAAGUUCUUAGCGAUGCUUAUGAGAAGAGUAAGAAGAAUUCUGAGAGAAGCGUACCAGCUUCGGUUCAUACAGCUGCGGUUGACGAGUGCAGACAUCUUCUGGAGGAGCUCAAGUAUCGGUAUGAGAAUGAGAGGAAGAGUUUGCAGGCGAAGGUGAAGCACCUGGAGGAAAGUCAGCCUGAAAAUGAGAAGCAACUACUUCUCGUUACUCAAGAGAGAGAUCAGUUGAGAAAUAGCGUGAAAACCCUUGAAAGGAAUUUGAAGAGGAGUCAACGUAGACUGGAACGCUUUCAAAAUGCUAUAUAUUCGGUUCACGUCUCCCGUGAUUCCUUGAAGCGACAAUUGAACACAACAACAACGUACUGUCGUGAAUUAGAAAAGGAACAAGAGAAACUUUUAGCUGAACGGCAGCAGCUGGUUGCUCUUCUGGAGGAACGAGAGAGGGAGAACGAGGAGAUUCAACACCUGGGUGACAACAUCACCCAGAGAAUGGGCAACCUCAAGACUGAGCUGAAGAUCGUACAACGUGGUGCCAAGGAACAACUGGCUACCGUUGAGAAACACAUAAAGAACCAAGAGUUGGGUGCCGACCGAGUAAGAGCAGACUACCAGAGCGAGCUUCAACGACUGAAACAACUCCUAAGACAAAAGGAAGACUUAAUUGGGAAUCUUCAAAGAGAAAAGUGCACGACCCGCGAGAACCUGGAACUCGUAUGGCGAGCAGCUACCAGCGACGACAGGAAGGUCAAGGAUGCUUUGAGAAAUACAAAGAUUUACAAUAUUUGACAAGGUUGUCAGAAGCUGACUUGAUGCUGAUCAUCAUUGCUUCAUCCGAUCAAAGUCACUUCUCGUUUCUUCAUUGAUCCUCAAUGACGAUGAGAAUUUAACUAAUAAGUACGUUACUAGUAGCAAGUCGAAUAUCUUCCUGUUUCCGUUCUAGUCCAGUCUAGUCUAUUAUGUAUUAUAUAUUUUAAUCACUCGUUAUACACACUGCUGACGCAUUCAAUCAGUUUUAAUUGUUUCCGACGAAUAAACCGACAAUCAAGUCCUCUAGUUUUUA
This is a messenger RNA of Cephus cinctus (wheat stem sawfly), 3093 nucleotides long. RefSeq names its product centrosomal protein of 89 kDa (gene Cep89). The record is from RefSeq and is a predicted model, not a curated record. The transcript is spliced from 6 exons. The coding region runs from base 879 to 2819 and encodes 646 amino acids. Gene Ontology annotation, cellular component: centriole; ciliary transition fiber. NCBI's taxonomy places the organism in Eukaryota, Metazoa, Arthropoda, Insecta, Hymenoptera, Cephidae. Gene Ontology annotation, biological process: mitochondrion organization; chemical synaptic transmission; cilium assembly.